Acaulospora colombiana is the source of this 776-nucleotide messenger RNA. Lineage: Eukaryota; Fungi; Glomeromycota; Glomeromycetes; Diversisporales; Acaulosporaceae. The record is from the annotation of a GenBank genome assembly.
GAGGACCCCCAACGCCACCUUACCGAAACAGUAUGCGCCCAAUCUCUAUGGUAUAUGGCGCGGACUCGUCUUCAUCACUCUCCAAGCUUAGCCAUCCUUCGACCUCUGGACACUCGACGCCCACAAACCCCAACAUGGCCUUUGACGAGAGCGGCCGUUUCUCUCCUCUGCCAUUACCACAAGAAAGAGGCUCCGUUUACGGCAAUGGGUCCAUGUCGAGACGUGGACCGGCGGGCCCCUCGUACCUCGACCGUGUUGAAAUUGUCCUUCCACAUCCCCUAGCAGCUGAACAACAGAGACCUAUGUCAGCUAUGGCCUCACCCAAUCGAUAUUCCAUGUACAAUGUGCCACCAUCCCCGGACAUGCGACGGAUGAACAUGCCAGCUCGCCCGGUAUCAAUGAUGGUACCACCCUCAGCUGACAUACGAAAUACAGGACGAGUGACCAAUGAUGAUGUGCAGACAACCUCCUCUUGUACGGCUCACGGGAACCGAGAUGAUAACCCGCCACCAUUACCACCUAAAGGCAGGCCCGACCGAGCUCAGCAGAUGCCACCGCUGGCCACUUCGGCAUCAGGAGCCCCCCAACUCCCUGACAUGUUCGCCUCCACUUCCCCAAGAGAAAGGAGUACAUCCCCCCCUGAACCCCUGUUAUCAUCUACUGCCUUUGUGGGCUCGUCAACGAAUGGUUCUGUCCCGAACACAGAAGAAUCUGUCGAACAUUCUGCUUCGCUUCCCAAGGGAGUCGGAAAGGAGACCAAAGUCAAGACAUCAUGA